This is a messenger RNA of Numida meleagris (helmeted guineafowl), 14565 nucleotides long. RefSeq names its product collagen type XIX alpha 1 chain (gene COL19A1). The transcript is spliced from 51 exons. The coding region runs from base 3684 to 7094 and encodes 1136 amino acids. The record is from RefSeq and is a predicted model, not a curated record. Lineage: Eukaryota; Metazoa; Chordata; Aves; Galliformes; Numididae.
UGACCUUAGGCUAAAAAUACAAAAUCUAAUGAAGGUAACUACGUUGCUGAGAUGGCAUCAGCCUGUUUUCAGAGAGUAUGUUUUGAGAUCCUGCUUGUGUGCAUGACAGGGAAGGCAGUUUUCAGGAAGAUACAGUUUUAUGUAAUAAAUUGUAUUCACCCAAAUCUUUUCAGUAUGAAUAAUUACAGCUUGACAUGUCUCCAAAUCUAUUUGGGAUGUGCUUUUUACGUAUUAAAACUACAAGGCCAGAUUCUUAAAGUCAAAGAACUCAAACUGUCGUAAGCCCUACUUGUUCAGGCAUUCAUUAGAAACAUUCAUCUCAUCUCUCCUCAUGUAAUAUUGCUCAAUUUGCCAUAACUUGAAAUAGAGGUAAUUUUUUUUUAAGGAACUGUUCUUAAGUUACAGAUACUUCACUGACAGGAUUUGACUGCUGGAGAACAAGAUUAGAAAAAAAAAGCUUAAACUGAAUAAACUAAAUCUGCUGGCAGGAGUAAAAAUAAAUAAAUAAAAAAAGAAUCCACUCUUACCAUAGAAUGCUUGUAAGGAGAAUACGUAGUUUUUUAAACAGCCAUAACAGAAAGCAAGACCUUGCAUCAGGCACGCAAGAUGGUGACACUUGACAUUUGUUCUUACACAGAGUUUAUCUUCACUGCAGAAGUUACAAACAAAUUCAAAAGAAUGAACACUUUAAUUGUUUCAGUGCAAUGCAGCUGUCAUGACUGGUUGGCAAACCUUGCAAAGGGCAGAAAGGUUCAUCUGCAAAAGAACUUGUGGGUUUAAAAAACAAACGAGAAAACAAACGAGAAAUAGUGCAGUAAGGCAGAGGCUCAAAUCAAUCUUUUUAGAAAACUUUUCAAGUAGAGUACUGCUGCUUUCAGAAUUCUGUCAAAGCUUGAGGCUUCACUCCUGCAUAUGUGUUAUCACAAGCAACACAAGUCAAAAAAUGUGGGUCUAACAAGAUGGAGACAAAUCUGUUAGCACCACACAGACAAGAGUGAGCUAUGUGACUUGGCUGUUUUGGAUAUCUAAGAGUGCUGAAAAAGAAACAAAGGCUGAAAGUGACUGUCAGCAGUAAAGUUUCCUGGAACAAAUAAGUCUGUCCCUGCAUUCCCCUACCCUCAGUUCUCCUGCCUUUCCCUCUGUAUCUUGCCUGCAGCUGCAGUUCUAGUUAAAGCUGUUCAGCGAAGCAGUUCAUUCUCGGCACAGGAGGUGGAAUGUGUUCCACACGGCUGUGCUAAGUAUGGUGUCAAGCUUAGACUCUCUGUUUUUUGGUGUAUUUGCCUUGGCUCUUGUCUGUAUCCAGGUAAGAUCCUGACUCUGUUUGCAAGUGAGAGUUUCAGCUAAGCAGAGAUAUUCAAAAAACUGUGUUGCUACACAGGUAACAUAGUAGAUCAUCCCUUUGCUACGAUGUUUCAGAUCACACUCUCCUAUCAGCCAUUUCCAGCACUUCCUGACAACUAGGAGAGGAGAACUACUACAGCCAGUGUUUUCUGUGCAGUACGCUACCAACUUUGCAGGUAAACUUGGUUCACACUUUUCAGCUGUGCAUGAGAACAAAGUUUUGUGAGUUGUGGCUUUGCUUCUUGUAUUGCAGGAGAGAGUUUUUUGGUUCCUAACAGAAUUCUGUAAACAGUAAGAUUUUUCUUGAUCCCAAUUUUUAUGUCACUAGUCAUUCAAAACUGUUUCUAUCAAUAUGAAGUGUUCUAUAGAAAUAAAUACAGUUACUGUCUCCAAUGUCCAAGUCCUCCUUAACCGGUAUAAAUCAGAGUAAUUCCUUUGACUUACAUGAACUGGCAUAAUCCCAUUUAGUUGAAGAUCAGGUCCAGAGUACAGGAAACGGUAUUAGUCAGGGAACAUUACAAUAGGUUCUAAUUCUUCUUCUUCUUAAUGCUUUCGUAAUGAUGUGGAGUGUUUUGAAGUUGCUGUAGUCCAAACAAGUUAUUUUUGGUUUUCUGUUUGGAGUGUCUCUGGCUCAGUAGGUGGAACAACAUCCUUGGUUUAGGGAUUAUGUUUCAUUAUUAAUUCAAAAGCAAUGAAAGCCAAGCUAGAAUUUGAGAUUUUGAGCAAAGCUAAAGCUCUGAGGAGACGAAUGUUUCCUUAAAGGAUGAGCAGAUUGAAUUAGCUUACCUAAUUCUGAAUGUAAAUUCAUUGAUAUUAAUAAAGUUCUAACAGCUGAAUCCAUAUAUUUAGGGCAUGUAAAACGAAGUAAAGAAGAAGGAUUUAAAGAAUUUUAAUAACUUGAAAGAGCGGUGGGAAAUGCAUUUCUUUUCGAAUAAAAAAUGAUAAUGCCUUUCACUGGGAGCAGAGCUUUUACAAUGGGUCUUUCAACUAGGCAUCUCAAAACUCUUUUUGAAACACUGAAUUAUGUCUCAACACUGCAGCCUUUAUCAAAUGAACAGUCUCAAAGCAAAGGAAAUACUCAGCUAAUUUUGCAGCUGAGGACUGGGAUCUGGAGCCUUGCCCUGUGAGGUGAUGAAGCUUUGCUUUCCAGAACUUUCAGAAGGAGCAAGCAAAAAGUGUGAUGCGCAUAAAGUCACAGUACGAAUCUAGGAAAGUUCUGGAUUAAAACACCCUACCAGGCAUAUGUAGGCUGCAAUUUCAUCUUUCUCUUCUGAUGCUACGUUGGAAAGGACAACUGCUUUGAAAUUUAAACCAAAAAGAUAAUCAUGUCUUUCUGCGUGGUUUGUCAUCCCAACCCAUUGUCUUUGCUGGAACACUGGUGAAAAUCUGCUGGGAGGAAAAGGCAAAAAAGUUAACCAUUCAAGUCUGCUGACCUUAAAACCAGUUGAGCUAAAUUGACAUUUGCUACUCUUCAUUCAAUGGUCACCACCAUUCUUUUUUUGUCCUGUCAGAACGAUUCCAAUAGGAGAUAUGUCCUGAACACAUAUAAAUGAAAUAAGUUUAAAUAAGCUCUAAGUUUGUUUUCUGUGUAUGUGUAUCUUGUCAUUUUACUUUUCUAUCCCUCUGUCUGGUUUACAACCAUGAAAUGCAAUACAGAAAACUGCCACAAGCACACAGAGAACUGAGAAAAGUACAGUUUGCCAUAGCCAGGGGCAGCACUCAAUGUCACCGCUUUAUCGUAGGCAGAUAGCACAGUGCGAGAACAUUCUGAUUUGUAAAUGAUGGAUUUUGAAAGGCAAAACAAAUGCCAGUAAUCCGCUGUGUUUUGCAGCAUCAGCGCUGUAAAUAGGCAUACUCUCUUGGUUAUUUGGUUGAACAAAUUUUAAAUUUAUGGUAAGUAUAAGCACACGUCAUUAAUUUUAUAUACUUUAAGUGAUAAUAGCCAGCUUCUGCCAGCAUGCUAAUGUAUGUAAUCUGUUCUUUAUAGCCCGAAGCCAGACACCCUUUCAUUCGUGCGUUCAUACUCUGGUAAAUUAAUUUACAGAACUGGAGGGGAGGGGGUAGAAAGAAAACAUUUCUUGCACUGUCACUGCCCCUCGGAUAUCUGAUUGUGUAAAGAGUGUGCCGGGCGGCGGUCCGUCCUGUCCCGCAGCUCCGAGCGGAGUGGGAGGGUCACGCUGCGUGAGACUGAUAAGGGCAGCGCUGCAUCCCCUCGCUGCGCUCCGGAGACGUUCCGCAACUCGUCGGCACGCAGCAGCGCGGGCAUGUCCGUGCCUCUGGGGGGCAAGCUGGAAUAGAAACCAAAGAUUUGCAGCUGAUUGUUCACAUGUGUCCGGGGGGAGAUGAAGUGCAUUGGAUCUUGUGCAGUUUGGCUUUGCGUGGCAGUCAUCCUGCUCCUCCCUGCUUCUACUGGUGUGGCCGUCAGUGACCAGACAGGUGCUGGGUGUCCUUUAAUGAAAACAGCUACUCAUCAUCACGAACAAGUCAACAGAGACAGUCUUGGUGUAUCAGGGUUUGAUCUCACAGAAAGCUUUUCUUUGAGACAAACAUCUUGUGGAGGGGAAAAAGUCUGCUUUAAACUGGGAAGCGCUCCUCUCAUCAGAGAAACGAAGCAAGUAUUCCCAAAUGGGCUUCCUGAAGAAUACUCUCUAGUUGCUACAUUCCGGAUACGGCGAAAUACCAAGAAAGAGCGUUGGUAUAUAUGGCAAAUCUUAAAUCAGCAUGAUACUCCUGAGAUCUCUGUCCUUCUGGAUGGUUCAAAAAAGGUUGUGGAGUAUAUGACCAAAUCUGCUCAGGGGAAUAUACUACACUACACUUUUAAGAGUCGAGAAAUUUAUCCAUUGUUCGAUCGGCAGUGGCAUAAACUUGGUAUUAGCGUGCAGUCAGGGAUCAUUUCCCUCUAUUUGGAUUGUAAUUUAAUUGAGAGAAAGCAGACUGAUGAAAAAUUCACCAUUGACUUUCAGGGAAGGACUCUGAUUGCUUCUCGCGCUGCAGAUGAUAAGCCUGUGGAUAUUGAACUUCACCGCAUAACAGUUUAUUGUAAUCCAAAAGUUGCAACAGAAGAUACGUGUUGUGAAAUAUCUGCAGACCUGUGCCCACAUGAGGACAGAUUACUUGCUACUACUUCAUCACCUGUGUCUGUUCAUGCCAGCAAAAUAUACACGCUUUCAGGAACACAGCAAGAAUCUACAGACAGAUGCCAUUGCUUUCCAACUAAAGGAGAAGCAGGAUUACCAGGAGUAGCUGGUUUGCCCGGCCAGAAAGGGCAUAAAGGUGAAAAGGGUGAGAUGGGUGCAAAAGGUCAGGAUGGUGCUGCUGGUCUUCCUGGUGAAAAGGGGGACACUGGCUUAGUGGGUGCUCCUGGCAUACCUGGUCUUACUGGUUCCAAGGGUGAACAUGGCCUUCCUGGUAGUAAAGGUGAAGAAGGUGAAAAGGGUAAAAAAGGAGAAAAAGGAGAACCAGGACCAGAAGGCAUUCAUGGAAGAGAGGGACUAAAAGGUGACCCUGGUAGUCCUGGUGUGGCUGGUCCUAAAGGAGAAAAGGGAGAUGCAGGACCUCCAGGACCAACUGCCUUAAGUGGUUUGCCAGGGCCGGAGGGUCCCCAAGGUCCACCUGGCAAAGAAGGUCAAAGGGGAAGAAGAGGCAAGCCAGGCCUCCCUGGAAAACCGGGACCGCCAGGACCUCCCGGUCCUUCUGGACUAAAAGGAAUUCUGGAUUCAUUGAACAAGCAUUAUAAUGAGAGUGAUACAGGACUAAUGGGAUUACUUGGGACCCCUGGAUCUAAAGGCCAAAAGGGAGAAAUUGGCCAGAAAGGAGAAAUAGGAACGCCAGGUGCAAAAGGUGAAAAGGGAGAAAAGGGGUACAAGGGAGAUCCAGGAGAAAUUGGAAUGGAGGGAUCAAAAGGAAAUAAGGGUGAAACAGGAGACCCUGGACCACCUGGUCUCAUUGGCACUCCAGGAUCUAAGGGACUGCAAGGACCUCCAGGACCUAUAGGACCCAGGGGAGAGCCAGGAGAAGUUGGCUUACCGGGAGAGCAUGGGUUACCAGGAAUGCCAGGAGUGAAAGGAGAAAAGGGUGACCCUGGUGGGAUCAUGGGACCACCUGGACACCCAGGUCCUAAAGGUGACGUGGGGCCUCCUGGACCAAGUCUGCCUGGAAGACCAGGUUCUGCUGGUAUUCCUGGAAACCCAGGUCCACGAGGACCAAAGGGAGAAAGAGGACUGCCUGGUCUUCAAGGAGCCCCUGGGGAGAUAGGGCCUCCUGGAAUAGGCAUUCAGGGAUCACCAGGUCCUAUAGGGCCAACUGGAUCAACAGGUGUUCAGGGCCCUAGAGGGCCUCCAGGAUUACCAGGAACUCCAGGUACUCCCGGUAUUAAUGGCACUCCAGGAAGAGAUGGAAAGCCAGGACUACCAGGCCCUCCAGGCGAUCCAAUUGCGCUGCCACUAGUGGGAGACAUGGGUACUAUACUGAAGGGUGAUCCCGGCACAAGAGGUCCUCCAGGCAUCCCUGGUAGAGAGGGGCCAAAGGGAAGCAAAGGUGAACGUGGAUUUCCUGGACUUGCUGGAGAGAAGGGUGAUGAGGGCCUUCAAGGUGUUCCUGGACUGCCUGGUGUUCCAGGACCCAGUGGACCGUCUGGAGCCAUGGGAAGACCUGGGCAUCCUGGUCCUGCUGGGUCAAAAGGCGAAAAGGGUAGUGAAGGCUCGCCUGGGAAGCCUGGACCACCUGGACCUCCGGGUGUGCCUUACAAUGAAAGAAAUGGAAUGAGCAGCUUAUAUAAACUCCAGGGAGGUGCGAGUGUCACAAGUUAUCCAGGUCCACCAGGACCUCCAGGUCCUAAGGGAGAUCCUGGCACAGUGGGUGACCCAGGACCAAUGGGAUUACCGGGUCUAGAAGGACUCCCAGGGGAAAAGGGUGACCGUGGACCAGCUGGCAUACCGGGAGUAGCAGGGAUACCAGGAAAGCCAGGAUCCCCAGGGUCCCCAGGGUUGCCAGGAGAACCUGGUGAAAGAGGACCUAUAGGAGAUACAGGCUUCCCUGGGCCAGAAGGACCACAAGGAAAACCAGGAAUCAAUGGAAAAGAUGGACUGCCAGGUCCUCCGGGUGCUGUGGGGAGACCAGGAGACCGAGGGCCCAAAGGAGAACGUGGAGAUCAGGGUAUUCCAGGAGACAAAGGUCCACAAGGUGAAAGAGGGAAACCUGGCCCAUCGGGAGAAAAGGGGGCCAUGGGACCUAUUGGGCCACCAGGAGACAGAGGACAUCCAGGAUCACCAGGUCAUCAAGGUCCUCCAGGUUCACCAGGCCCCCCAGGUUUCCUGGCUGAUACAGUUUCACUUGAAGAACUAAAAAAAUAUAUCAAACAAGAAGUUCUUAAGGUAUUUGAAGAAAGGAUGGCUCAGUUUAUGUCCCAGUUGAAGCUGCCUGCUGCGUUGCUUGCCUCUCAAGCUCAUGGAAAACCAGGACCCCCAGGAAAAGAUGGCUUACCAGGGCCCCCAGGAAAGGAUGGUUUACCAGGACCACCUGGGGAACGUGGACUUCAAGGUUAUAGAGGACAGAAAGGGGAAAGAGGUGAGCCUGGGAUUGGACUGCCUGGUAAUCCUGGACCUCCUGGCCACGCAGCUGCUGGCCUGCCAGGCCCUCCAGGAACUCCAGGGUCACCCGGACCGCAGGGGCCACCUGGACCCAAUGGAAGAUGCAAUCCAGCAGAUUGCUAUUACCACGUAUCACAGACCCGGCCACGCACCAGUGGGAAAUAAAACCCUCUCCCAUAGACACUUGGGUUCACAAUCACUUUUCACUCCUCUCAAUAAGUUAAUUUGAUCUUUGAAAUACUUGGUGCAUUUUUUGUCCCCAUGACACUGCCCAAUCUAUAGAUAAUUAAUAAGGCACGGAUUUGAGCCUUUUUCUAUUCUAUUUGCAGUGUCAUAAUUACAAAAUGAUAAGAUUUAUUUUCCAGCGUGCAUUCCAUGUGUUAUGUUUCUCAUAUUUAUUUUGCUUAGAGGAGAAAAUAGGCCCAAAUAAUUUUUAUGAGCUUCUUUCUUCCAACAAAAAAAAUGUUUUAUUGUAAGUUAAGACAGUAUGUGUGCCUCAGUGCGUAGACUGGCUUUAUGUUUCUUACUGGUGGUGAAAUUUAAGUGGAGUAAAUGCUGUUCUGAAGUUUUAAAGAGCACCCAUUGGUGGUGACUGUCGGACCUUAGCUGGACUGCUGGGAACUCUGUUUAGACGCAAUGUUACUGACCUGAGGAAGCUCCAGCACCCACCCUGAACUAGGUUUCCGUCAUGAACGCUAGCAACUGUUUCUGUAGCUACCUAGAAGGAAGCAAAGGUAUUUUUAUGAUCUCUCCACUGCCAUCCAAUUCAGAUUCAGUCUGGCUGGGAGUACACAACGUGCAUCCCCAACUAAGGUGAAUGCUAUUCCACCUGAGAACUUGAACCUUGAUUUAGUGAUGGUUGCAUAUACUCCAGGUAUAAAACUGCUGUGAGGACUCAUGGUAUUGUCUUUAACUAACAACUGGCACAUUUUCUAAUGCUGAUAAGAACUUAGCAAGUAUGUUGCCUAUAAUUAAGCUACUCUGCCAUUAUGUCUGCUCACAAAAAAGAUGUCUGGCUUUAGCAAGAGCACAGAUAUUAGCAGUGAGACAGUGGAAGAAAGAACUUUCAGAAGUCCCUGAUCUUACCACUGGCUGAGUUUUCCUCUUUCUCCUGCAAUAAGUAAUUGCUGAAAUAAUCUUGAGAAGAACCUGAAAAGAGUAGAAUGCAAAAUUUGCAGGUCCUGAUAACUGGCAGCAAAAAUAACUUGAGUUCAGGAGAGAUUCAGAAAAAAUAGGAAUCUGUCCUUGGAAAGGUGUCAUGCAUAGAGCUUGAUUGCAUUCAGCUUGCAAGCAUAGGAAGUAUAAAUCCUACAAGACCAGACAUUGCUGAGAAAGAACACAAGAGAAGAAAAUGUGAGUCCUACAGAGCUCAGAGGAGUGAGCAAAAGAAAAGAUGGAGAAAACCAAUCAUACAGAGGCCGAUUCUGAAAAGAGGGGAGAAGAGUUGGACAAAGUUUCACUCCUGAUAUCUAGCGUUGUCUGUUUCCUAAUUUUUGUCCUAAGAAAUUGGCUACAGUGUAAUAGAAAUUGGAAGUGCUAUUGAGAGACUCUGGGCAGCUACAGUCCAAGCAUGUGGCACAUAAGCAGCACUGCAGCCUCUUGCCCUGUCACUAGGGAGCUAGCAGUUCUGUCCUGCUGUAGGCCACUGAGUGGUUCUGAUAACCCUCAUGCUGCAGAAGAGCUGAGAGAGCCAACUUCUGCAUCAGCCAUCAGGGAAGCAUUCCCAGACUGGAAGUGCUGAAUGCUGGAGAAGCUCUUCUGAGGAAUUAACAGCUGAUUUCUUUUUGCUUAAAAACAGUAAGACAUUAAUGGUGAGAUACUUUUAAAAAUUGUAUUGGCAUUUCUUCUGAAUAGAGUUCCUAGCACUUGCAUCUAGUCCAAAAGGAGAAAGAUGUGUUAUCUUAGGUAGCCAGAGAGCACAGCAAGCCAUCAGCCACCCUUUCUGAGGAGGAGAACUGACCCUAAGAACAACCUCUGGGUGUUACCUUGUCUGUUAAUCAGUCAGAUAUUUUGAGGGAAGUAGGUGCUUGACACAAGGGAGAUGUUUAAAUGAAUGGGGAUGGAAGACUGGCAUGUGGUCACCUGGGGCGGGAGAUGUCGGCUAGAAGGAGUGUGCCAGAAAACCUGUGGCAUGUCAUGAAACCAUUUUCUGAAGGGAAUCUGUGAACUGCAAUAUGCCAGCAGCUUGGGGCAUGUUUGAGGGACUCAACACGUGUGUCUGUGAGCACAGAGGCUGAUGGCUCAAAGCCUUACGGACAUCCUUCACCUCUCAGCCUCCUCUUUUGCUCAUGCCGCGUUGGGGGCUGGCCCAGGCCUGCUCUGGGGGUGGUGAGUGCCCAUCCCUUGUGAAGACAUGCAGGGAGAAGCUCAUCCCUCCACAGUGUGGCUCAACACCUGCUGCUCCUCUUUCAGACCUCCUGUGCCUGGAGGGUGUGACUUGGUUUCCCUUCAGUGUUACCGCUGCUCCAGGGCUGCUCUCCUGUUCUUGGGCCACUGCAGUCAGGAGGUUUGAGAAGCAGAAAGGGAGCACUCCUUGUGUGCACCGACAGCUGCUGGGCCCCAAAAUGGGCCCUGCACACUGCUUUCAGUCCACUCAAAAGAACUGCUGGUCAGGUGUCCUGCAUGAACGCUUCUUUUUAAUUCUCUAGUAAUUCCAAUAUAUGUCAAAUCCAAAUAUUUUUUUACUUUAUACAUUAAUUUUAAACUUCAUUUUCUGUGAUAAUAUCUAAAAGGGUGCUGUCUUUUAGGGAACAUCACAGGACUGAAAGGUUUCUGCGCAGCCCUCUUCCUGGAACACUGUACAUAGGCUGCCACGCGCUGUUGUUGUUAUGUGUAUAUUUUGGGGCUUUUUAGCUAGCUGAAACCAAGCACUUGUUACUUGCCAGAUGCUACUUCUGUUUGUUAAUUUACUUGAACUGAUCAGAAAGUAGAUAACUUUUUGUAUUUGAAGAAGUUUAUUUUUUCAUCUUUGUUUCCUACAGAUGCCUUGUUCUUUUCUUGGGGUUCAAAGCUACAGGUCUUUUAAAAUGUAUUUAAACUUUGAAUUUGCUUAGGUAAUUAUACUUGAUGUAUUAUUUUUUAUUUUUCUAAAAGCCCAAAUCAAUUUUCUCAUGUGAGAAAACGGGUAUUUUGUGAUAUGGGCUAUCUCGAUACCUUUUUUUAAGAUGCCAUGUUCCUCACCUGGGUAGACCAGAGUUCCUCCUGGCAUGACUUCCCAUCACGCUGGGUACUCCAACACAGCGUAUUUAGAACUGAAAGCAGGAUGUAGCUGGAAACAUGCGUCUGGGUAGUUUGCAGGUUUGGUCCCUGAGAUUUGCCGUUUCGCACUGAUACUGUCUUAGAUUUUGGAACAGGGAACCAGGGAGGACAACUAGGUGUUCAUCUGUAUUGUGAUUUGCUAUAUCAUAGAACCAUAGAAUGGCUUGAACUGGAAGGGAUCUUAAAGACCAUCCAGUUCCAGCCCUCUGCUAUGGGCAGGUACACCUCCCUCUACAUCAGGCUGCCCAGAGCCCCAGCCAGCCUGGCCUUGAACACCUCCUGGGAUGGGGAACCCACGGCAUCAAUUUUGUGUCUGUUCUGAGCAGUCCGUGCUGCAGUAAACUUUGCAAGAAACUAAACAGGGAUGAUUACUUUUUCAGUAGCACAAGGUAUUUCUCUGAUUUGAGAAUGUUUAUCUACAACUUUGAGCUGAAAUAUCUCUGACGAAAUAGUUGAAAUCUUUCUUAAAAAUGAAGCCACGGACAGAACUACCCGGUUUGCCUGAAGAAAGCAAUAAAACGUAGGCAGGGUGAAACAUUCUAAGGCAGCAGCACAGCUGCCGUUGCCCACUGGGGGGUUCAAGACACGGUCCCAGCACAGGUGAGGAGGCAAAGGCUGAGUUCAGCAGCACAAGAAAUGAUGUAGUGCUGGGUAGCUGCACAGCACAAGAGUUUGUGUUUCUGGUUUUCUUCCUGAGCCUGGUAUUUUUUUCCUAAAAUCCAUUUAUUUUUACAUGGUGGUUUAUGCAGAAGUACUGCCUUUCUUGAGUAAUUAUUUUCAGGUAGUAUUGCUUAGGUUAUUUGUGUUUUGUAUAUGUACAUGUUACAGAAGAACAUGUAGUAGCAGAACCUGCUGCCCCCAGGCCUCCUUUCUGCCAGUAUCUGUAGGGGAGCAGCAAGUCUACAAGGUUAAUAAAAAUCAAAGCAGUGCAAUCACGCAGUUGUGCAAUCACACGGUUGUGCAGUCAAGUAGCAGUGCAGCCUGCUUGAUAAUGUUUUAGGAACCAAUAUUUUUGUCUUAAACUGGAUUUGGUUUCAAUGCUAAAAGAGCACUGUGAUAAGGAAACAGGAUUGAGCUCAUUGUCAGUCCUCCCUUUGCUUUAUGACUGUGUAUUAUGACAGAUGUUAGAUAUGCACAGCUUUGUUAAAUAUGCAUAUUUUUUAAACAUAAUGGAUAAUCACACAAAAUAUUUUGGCACUUAUUUUUCACAAUGGUGAAAUACUAUGUUUUACUGUUGUCGUACACUUUUUCUUCUUGUUCUGUAAUGUUUACAUAGAAGUCUUGUGAAAACCUCAUGGGCUAUGUUAGCAUCUUAUACACUUGUUUCUCCAAAUAUACUGGCAUAAAGCCAGCCACUAACCUUGUUUUACCAGGUUGGUAGAACUGCUGCUCCAACUUAGCAUGUGAAAACAUAACAAGUAUCUCAGGAAACAAAACAAUCUUUGCUUGUUUUAUUAUUAUUAUUAUUAUUAUUACAGUUUUGGUAUGUGAUAGAUUCUAAAUAUAUGCAGUCAUGCAGAGUUUCUUUGAAGUCUAUCAUGAUCACUACAACCAGAUUGUGCCGGGUGGUUUUGUAAGUCCAUCUUCAUACUCAGAGGUUGGUGUAGACCAUGGAAAACAAGUUUAAUUAUGACCUUACCUUGGUUGUUGCUGAAGUUGACAAAGCCAACUCAAGCUUCACCAUACUUUAAGAAAAUGUGGUUUUCAAAUAAUAACUGCUAACAAACGUUACAGAUUCUAGACCAAAAUAAGUUGUAGCUAAAAAGAAUGUAGUCUACAUGUAUUUUAUUAGCAGUUUAUCUCUAAUUCUGCUGGUUUAAAAUACAUUUAGUUAUUUACUGAAGUUUCAAUGUGUAUAUAUUCUGUCUUCAGUUGAUAUAUUUGAAAAUUUUCAAUGGCAUACCUUAUUUUAUUGUUUUCUUUCAUUUCUGAAUGAUAUGCAUCUGUCACUGAAUUAAUCAUCAGUACAUGCACACUCGUUGCUUCUUUCCCUCAUUGUACUUUUUGGUUUGCAGCAUUUAAGGUUCAAUUCAAUGAAUAUGUAUUAAGUGGAUAGAAAAUAUGCUUUUUACAUUACUUAUGUGGCCAUUUAUAUCUGCCAAAUAGGAUUCCAGGUGGAAUUGGGAAUGUUCCCCAUGCUUCCUGUACAUCCAAAUGAACUAUGGCUGUAUCAUGAGUGGUGGCCUUUCCUUUCUCAUCACAAGAGGGCCCACGCAACCGCAAGAGGAGGCAAGGGCUGGAAGUCAUGGCAGUGAGCCCAGUGGGCAUUCAGCACCUGGGCAGCAAGCCUGGGGCUGCUGAACCCAGCAGGGGUUGCUUUUGGCCAUAAUGAGCUCAGGAUUGUGCUUAAUUGCGCACCAGUGAAUCUUAGGGCUUCACAGACUGGAGGAAAACAAAAAUGAAAAUCCUCAGCCUUAAUAGACCCAUAAAACUGAUGAAGUUAAUCCAAACUCUGAAUCACUUUCAAAGAGUUUUCCAGUAUAAAAUAAGACAAUCUCAUUCAAGAAACUGUUAACUUCAGGUAAAUUCAGGCAUUUUUGUUACUCUCUUGCUGUUUAACUCUUCCAGGGAAAAAUGAGACCUCCCGAAUCAGCGGUGCUUUAAAGGAUGCUAGGCAGUAAUCUGGCCACUGGCGCAGUUUUUCUUCAAAUUUAAUGGUGGGUUCUGCAGGCUUGGUAAAUAUAUUGUCUAAAGCUGCAGAGUUUUACUGGUCCUCUUGAAUGCGGACACAGCUAGCGCACAGAGAAAUGAAAGUGUGAGGGGGGCAGAAUAAAGCUGAGGUUAUAGCAAACGAGGUGGGAGUUACAUGCCCUACAAAAUAAAGGCCCUUUCUGCUUUACCUUUUGUCUGAGAGCAGAGGAGGUACAGGGACUGCAUUGUAUGUGCAAAGGAAGUGGAGACUAUAUGGCCAUAUGGUAAUAUGAGAAAAAGUGACAGUCGUCAUCUUCAUCAUCCUAAUGUAUCUGACAACCAAAUCAAGCAAAUGCAUCAUGCAAUUACUUAAGCAAUUUUAAAACAUUUGCAAAAAUGCAGCAUAUGUUUGUAUGUGGAGUGUAACUGCUGUAUUCUGCUAUGCUGUCUCUGAAGCUAUAGGGCCUGCCUUCUUGUUCACUCUAUCUUGUAAGUAACCUUAAAGUCACACCAGCUGGCCCUCUCUUUUUGAAGGAAGUUCAAAUUUGGCUCUGCAUAGACUCAGAUUGCUAUUGCUGUACUCAUGGAAGCCAGAUCUGGGGUAACCUCCGCAGCCUUGCUGUCUUCCCUCUGUUUGGUGCUCCAAAUUGUGCUCUGAAGAGACUUUAGCCUUCAUAAAAUAUUCACAAAAGGGUUUUGGUACCAGUUCAUUCCAGGCUGCUCGAACCCAGUGAUGGCUGUGACAGAAAACUUAAAAUACAAAUACAUAUACAAACUCUAUAUAUGUAUAUAUGUGUGUGUGAAAUAUAUAUAUGUAAUUUUUAGAUAUGUGAUAUAUAAAAAAUAUAUGUAUAUAUUUAUGUGAUUUCUUUUUAUGUAUGUUAUACAUUAGUAUAUAAAAACGUAGCGCAGCAUGCAGCAGCAGUUUUCCUAAUACUUAUUGGUAGCCUUGUAGGGAAAGCGCUGCAAUCAACAUUUUAAGUGUCAGAUUGGGUUGUGAGGAAUUGGUGAUCAUUUUGCAGACAAUGCUAAACAUUUUCCCCUUGGUUCCUGCCUAUGUUUGGACCAAAUAACUGGGGAGCUAAAACAUGUAUUUGUCACAGUGCAGCUACACCUUGAGAAUUACAAGUGGCAGCCAGAGAUCCUAAGGGGUGAAAGUGGCUUUCAGAGUCUUCCUUCAAAACAGCAUUGCAUCUUCCGAUGUUGAAGUAGGAAGACAGGACAACAAUAUUUCCGUGGGGGCUCAGCAAGAGAGAGCCCAGGAGCAUCUGGUCAGAGCUGCCAGCACUGUCAUUGCCUUGGGAUAGCUCUCAGUCUCUUUGCUUUGUGCCAUCAGAGUAUUUUUAUUUAAACUAGCACUACUUUCUUUCUGUAUCGCCAUAGUUGAUACGCCUUCAGCUUCAUAAUUUUACAAUGGAAUCUUCAAUUGAACAUCCUGGUGCUAAAAUCCACUUCCUGAUACUUUCUUGGUGUGCACUCUACCACUCUUUGAAUGAAACCUGUCCCAAGCUAUCCACUUACAUAACAUCUGCAUUGAAUUGACCCUCAGUGUUAAAUCUGUUUGAUUGUAAUAGUUCUGAUUUGUUUUUUACAUAUGAAUGUUUUCUCUUCAUUGUGGAAUUUUAUGCAUUUUCAGACUAUAUUUUUUAAAGCACUUCACAUUUCUAUUUAAAUGUUGGGGGGGUUUGCUUCUUUUGAUUCAUUAUGUUUAUGCAUUACAUAUGGAAAAUAAUAUUUUCAUUCUGUU